Messenger RNA from Sinocyclocheilus grahami, 344 nucleotides. RefSeq names its product ubiquitin carboxyl-terminal hydrolase 7-like. The annotation marks the transcript as partial. The record is from RefSeq and is a predicted model, not a curated record. The transcript is spliced from 3 exons. NCBI's taxonomy places the organism in Eukaryota, Metazoa, Chordata, Actinopteri, Cypriniformes, Cyprinidae.
AUGAUGCAUUCUGUGUUACAGGAAGUUAAACCGAAUUUAACAGAGCGAAUACAAGACUAUGAUGUCUCCCUGGACAAGGCUCUGGAUGAGCUAAUGGAUGGAGACAUAAUUGUGUUCCAGAAGGAUGAUCCUGAAAAUGAAACCAGUGAGCUGCCUACUGCAAAAGACUACUUCAGAGACUUGUACCACCGUGUAGAUGUCAUCUUCUGUGACAAGACCAUUCACAAUGACCCAGGCUUUGUUGUGACACUGUCAAACCGAAUGAACUACUUCCAGGUGGCAAAGACUGUUGCGCAGAGGUUAAAUACUGACCCCAUGCUCCUACAGUUCUUCAAGUCACAGGG